Messenger RNA from Dichomitus squalens LYAD-421 SS1, 625 nucleotides. RefSeq lists its product as uncharacterized. The coding region runs from base 40 to 255 and encodes 71 amino acids. The transcript has a single exon. Lineage: Eukaryota; Fungi; Basidiomycota; Agaricomycetes; Polyporales; Polyporaceae. The record is from RefSeq and is a predicted model, not a curated record.
CAAGUUCAAGAAUGAAUAGAUUGGUAUUAUACAUAUUGCAUGUACGGAGUAGUCCGUGACACGUCGCCUCAUCCUCCUAUGGGACAUCCGAUCGACGGGCACCUCGCAGCGAAUCAUAAUCACGAAGGCAAGCCGACGGAUUUGGCUGCCCACUCGAACCUGCUACUUCAUCUCCCGGCCAAAAAUACGACAGACGUGCCUUCAUCGACGUCGAGCGUCCUCGAACUGGCACCGCGACAGCCCACACAAGGAUAAGGGAUGAGAGAGACGCAGAGAAGACUCACCAUACCGGCAUUUACCCUCCACCACUCGUUGCAAAGUCAGAUCCCACAGACCCUUGUGUAACCGGCCAUUGGGUGACUUGCUGAUGCGGCAUCCAGACGGGAGAGUACGGCUAGUAGCGGCAAGCGUGACGAGGAGACGGGAGGUACGGUGCGUUGCGAAAGAGCACAACAGUCGCAUACAGAUAUCAGCUGUACAACGCUUCGCGGCGUUGCUUCGCGGGAAUCGCCCACUCCGAGUCAAGCAGGAAGAGACGAUGCGAGGGCGGAUUACUAGAGCUGAUGUGUAGCGACCAUAGAGGGACGACCUUAGUGCAGCGCAGAAGGGCGCUAGUAAGUCUCGA